GAUAAAUACUAAAACGUUAAAUUAUCAUACUGUAGAUAAUUAUCGUAAUAAGUUUAAAUAUAACUGAUAUAUUACGGAAAAUAUAAAUUUAUUGCCGUACAUAAACAGCAAGUGUUGUAAAAAAAAGUUUUGCUAUAGGUGUUAGAACGUUAAUUGUGACAACAGGGAUUCAAAACGAUUAAUAAUAAUCUAAAGAAUGGAGGUGCAAGUAAAUUUAGCUGAUAAGCUAAAACCGUACGGCAUUGGUCGGCGCAGACUUGAUGACGUUUUCUUCAACGAUACGCCACCUUCUAGAUUAGGUAUAUAUGACGCAGACGAUGAAGAACUUUGUCAUGCUAUGGUACAGACAACGUGCACGGUUCCGGGUUGUAAUUUCACCGUGACCUCGUUACUGGACUACGAGAAUCACUAUAAUUCCUCACACAGAUACAGCUGUAUGCAAUGUAAGAAGGUGCUGCCGUCUCCUCAUCUGCUAGACUUGCAUAUACAAGAACAACACGAUUCAUUCUUUGCUGUAAUGGCUGUUAAGAAACCUUCUUAUUCCUGUUAUAUAGAAGAAUGUAAAGAGAAAUUUAUGAAUGCUGAGGACAGAUUAAACCACUGUAUCAAGACACACAAAUUGCCCAAAGAUUUUAGAUUCGAUCAAAAACCAAGAAAAAAGAAUAAAAGUAAUAAAAAUUCUAAAGCCAUGGAGAUAGACAUCGAUGACAUCCAAGCAGCUAGGAAGGAUUCACAGAAGUUAAUAUUCAAAAACAGUAAACAAAGAGGAUUUCAAAAAUAUUCUAUCAAGAAAUUUACCAGCGAUGACAAAGAUUCGAAAUCGGUAAACCUUGACCAAGUCAUGGCAGAUAUAAAAGAAAGUCUACCAUGAAUGUUUGAAAACAAUAUAUUUUAAGUGUUAAUAAAAACAAAAACUAAAA
This is a messenger RNA of Vanessa tameamea, 920 nucleotides long. RefSeq names its product protein lethal(2)k10201. The transcript has 4 exons. The coding region runs from base 197 to 871 and encodes 224 amino acids. Lineage: Eukaryota; Metazoa; Arthropoda; Insecta; Lepidoptera; Nymphalidae. The record is from RefSeq and is a predicted model, not a curated record.